CAGAAGUGUAGAGUCAAGUAAACGCUCGUACCUAUCUCUUCUCUUCCACACUCCGAUCGAGAGCACUCUGCAGUCUGCAUUCUAAUCUAGUGCCAGAUAGCAACGUCGGCCGGAGCUCAUGGCGAGCACGGUGGUGAGCAUGGCGAGAUCCAUGCUGGGCGCUGUCAUCAGCGUGGCCGCCUCCGCCGCUGCCACCGAGAUGAGCCGUCUCAUCGGCGUCCGCAAGGACAUCUGGUUCAUAAAAGACGAGCUCAAGACGAUGCAAGCAUUCCUAGUGGCUGCUGAGAAAACGAAGAACAAAGACUUGCUACUGAAGGUGUGGGCCGAGCAAGUAAGAGAUCUAGCAUAUGGCAUCGAGGAUUGCCUUGAUGAGUUUAUGGUGCAUGUGGGAAGUCAGAGCAGGUCUCGACGGCUGCUUAAGCUGAAGGACCGCCAUCGGAUUGCCAGCCAAAUUCGUGAUCUCAAAGCAAGAGUAGAAGAGGUGAGCAGCAGGAACACACGCUACAACUUGAUCACCGUUGAUGCCUCCAGCAGCAUUGAUGAGGUGAAUUCCUACACGGAAGAUAUUCGCAGCCACUCAGCUAGCAACAUUGAUGAGGCAGAGCUUGUGGGCUUUGCUAAGGCUAAACAAGAGCUGAUUGAGAUGGUGGAUGUCAACUCCAGAGAUGGUCUUUGCAAGAUGAUAUUUCUCGUUGGCAUGGGCGGUUUAGGCAAGACUACUCUUGCAAGGAAGGCAUAUGAAAGUAAGCAAGAUAUCGUGAAUAGAUUUUCUUGUUGUGCAUGGGUCACCGUCUCACAGUCCUUUUCCAAGAUAGAGAUGCUCAAGGACAUGAUUAGGCAACUUUUGGGUACCGACUCGCUGAGGAAAUGCUUGAAAGAUCUUGAAGGGAAGUCGGUGCAGGUAGAUGAUCUCGGCAUGUACCUCAGGAAAGAGCUAGAGCAGAAGAGGUACUUUAUUGUUCUUGAUGAUUUGUGGACCAUCAAUGCAUGGAAUUGGUUCAAAGAUUUUUCUUUUCCUAUUAGGAACAACAAAGGUAGCCGAAUAAUUGUAUCAACACGAGAUGUGGGCUUGGCUGGGAAGUGCACUUCAGAAUCACUUAUUUACCACCUUAAGCACCUGCAAAUAGAGGAUGCCACAAAUUUGCUACUAAGAAAGACUGGGAAAACACAGGAAGACAUGAAAAAUGACAAGGAAAUGAUGAUAGUGGUCAACAAAAUGGUAAAGAAGUGUGGUGGUCUACCACUCGCUGUACUCACUAUAGGAGGCAUGCUUGCCAACAAAAGGGUAACAGAAUGGGAAAAUAUCUAUAAACAAAUCCCAUUAGAGCUCGAGGUCAACCCUAGCCUUGAAGCAAUGAGGAGGAUAGUUACUAUGAGCUACAACUGGCUGCCGUCUCAUCUCAAAUCAUGCUUUCUGUAUCUAAGCAUCUUUCCUGAGGAUUUUGAAAUCAAAAGCAGCCGUUUGGUAGAGAGGUGGAUAGCUGAGGGGUUUGUUAGAGCCAGAGUUGGAGUAAAUAUUAAGGAUGUUGGAAUAAGUUAUUUCACCGAGCUAAUCAACCGAAGCAUGAUUCAACCCUCAAAAGUGAGCAUAGAAGGAGUUGUUAAGAGCUGUCGAGUCCACGAUAUUGUGCGUGAUGUCAUGAUCUCAGUUUCUAGAGAUGAAAAUUUUGUGCAUGUGGUGGGAAAUAAUGUAACGGGUGCUAUGGAGGAGACCUUCCGACAUGUAGCAUACCAUGGUAGCAUGUGCCAAAAGAUAGAUAUGGAUUGGAGCCACGUCCGGUCAAUAACUGUGUUUGGUGAGAGACCAUUGCGGCCAUCACCUUCAGUUUGUUCACCUGGCAUGAGAAUGCUCCGGGCCUUGGAUCUAGAAAAUGCACAGUUUCAAGUCACACAAAAGGAUAUCAGCAACAUAGGAUUGUUUCGCCACAUGAAGUAUCUGAAUUUUUCUUACCCAGCAGGGUAUUCACAUAUUUAUAAACUUCCUAGAUCCAUAGGGAGAUUGCAAGGGUUGCGCACUUUGAACAUUAGAGACAGUUAUAUUACAGAACUGCCAACUGAGAUUUGUAAACUCAAAAAUCUACACAGUCUUCGUUGUACCAGAAAUAAUUCCUAUGAAUACUUUGACCUGAAUGACACCAAGAAUUGCUUGUUGAGCACAUUCUGUUGGCCCGUGUUGUUCACACCUUUGGCAGAUCCUAGUGAGCGUGCCAGGUUAGUUACUGACCUACACAUGGCAUGGUCUAGCUGUGGGUCCGAGUCAGUUGGUGUGAGGGUGCCAAAAGGAAUUGGCAAACUAAAAGAGUUGCAAGUACUAGAGGUCGUGGACAUCAGCCGAACCAGUGGCAAAGCAAUUAAAGAGCUAGGUGAGCUUGUGCAGCUGAGAAAACUAAGCGUGGUAACAGAAGGGCCCACCAAGCAGAAAUGCAGGGUACUCUGUGAUGCCAUUCAGAAGCUCACUUGCCUCCGCUCCCUUUCAGUUGGUGGCUCACUCGAUUGGGUGCAUGUUGUUUCCUCUCCUCCUCCCCUGUUGAGGAGUCUGAAGCUGUAUGGAUGCCUUGGAGAGCUUCCUGGCUGGGUUGGCAAUCUGGUGCAUUUGGUCAAACUUUACUUGUGCGGCAGCGUAAUAAAGGAAGAAGGUAAACUCAUGGAAAUGCUAGGGCCACUUCCCAACCUCAUGCGCCUUCGUCUUGGAGAUGACUCUUAUAUUGGGGAGAAGUUGGCGUUCAAAACGGGAGCAUUCCCAAAUCUCAAGAAGCUUGAAAUUGAUUAUGUGAAAGAACUGAGAGAGAUCAAAUUUGAGGAUGGCACCUCACCCCAGCUGGUAAUGAUUGAUAUCAGUUGGUGCAAAUUGGCAUCAGGAAUUAUUGGAGUCAACCAGCUUCCAAAGCUCAAGGAUAUCGCACUUGGUUCCAAUGGUCGAGUGGCGAAGCUUGCUAUGCUGCAAAGUGAAGUGGACGCACACCCCAACAGUCCCGUGCUGCGACUCAAGGAGGAGCGGAACAAGCACGACCUGGGAGGCGUCGUCGUCCAAGUGGAAGAAGCAACGGAGGAAUCAUCAUCUCUCCAUCCUGACUGUGCAUCAGCGAGCUCACGAUCCCAUGCGGUGGUGACGCCAAACGUCAGCCAAGACGAUCUGCUUUACACUUACAAUUCGUGCUGACUUAAUCCGAGCAAGUCUCCUGCCACUUCCACCACAAGCAACACUCUGCAGGCAGAAUUAACGGUUGGGCGAACACUGUCUCUUCCAAUCCAAUGCUCCCGUGAUCUUGGAGCAAGCUACAGCAUCAUUUCCAGAGGACCAGAUGUCAAAUCAGUUCUUCACCAUGGAGUUGAUCGACGUGGUGUCAAAUCCUAUUUUCUUGGACUCCUUCCGCUUCCGGUUGCAGCUCGAACAUCAAUUGACUGCAUCUUGCAAUGUUCAGAGGAUAAUCAUAAUGAUCGCUUGCUAAUUAUCAAUAGAGACUUGCUUUAUUUGCCCAUGGGUCUCUGUUUGUAUGAUGCCAUGCUAUAUUUGGCACUGAAUCAUAACUGUAGAAUGACGACACCUGCUUACUGUAUAAGAUUGUGCACUGGAGAAUGCCGACCCCGACGAAGAGCAUAGACAGGCCCGUCCAAUAACCAUGCCGCUGUAUAACUGCAUGAUCAUCAGCCAAGUGCCGUUAGGAAUUCAGACUUGUGAAGAAAAUCAGCAGCUACAAGCCCACUUCAUCAUCACUAAAAGAAAAAGUGGGAACUUCCUGCAGCCUGCAGGAAGUUAGGAUUUCUCAACCUGGGACAAGCUGGAGCAUGGCAUCAUUAAACUCAUGAUGCAAUUAAUGUGACUUAUGGCAGUGGAUUACCUGAUUUUCUGCUGAAGGUUGUAUAAUAGCAAGGAGCCAACUGGAGGAAGGUGCCAUGGAAGUACCAGAGGAAUAUUGAUAUUACGGAGGAGCUGGAGCAACUCUCAGACAUGAGGUCUGAGCAGGGUGCAUGCCUCUGCAGCUGAAGUGAACAAAACAUUUCAGCCAUCCAGUGCUUGAAAAGGAAACUGAAUGUUCUAAAGUGUGAACUGUGAUCACACCAUAAAUGCUGGGGAGACAACAUUGGAAAAUGCAAUGAGCCACACCACACAAGAUGUUGCUACCAAUCAAGCCGCAUAUACGUACUGUUAAGCUGCAAUUGGCCAUUACAUUCAGCUAUCCAAGUUCUCUCUGCUGGCAGGCAGCCUCUAAUAUGGUGCAAGGUGAAGCUGAGAGGGACCUCAACGUUUCUACUCUGUGAAUGGAAGAGGAGUGCAUUGAUCUUCGGGUUUCAAUGCAAUGAAAGGGGAGUAGCAAGCUGCGACGCCAUUUUGACAUCUCAGAAUGUUUACAAGUUGCAAGUGUUGGCCCAGAUGAAAAAUUGGGUUCUUAGGGAACACCAUGGAAUGGAAUAGAUGGUCAACCUGAUGGAAAGACCUUCAAUUUUGAAUGCAGACUUACUUUGUUUCCUAGUACUCUGUUUUCCUAGAGAUGAUUGAUUGCUCUCCAUUUGUUGCUGCCACUAUGUCUGCGCUUGUUUGUAAACAGAGAAUGAUGAUUGCAUCUGUCCU
Triticum dicoccoides is the source of this 4570-nucleotide messenger RNA. Its product is annotated as putative disease resistance RPP13-like protein 3. Gene Ontology annotation, biological process: defense response to other organism. Gene Ontology annotation, molecular function: ADP binding. The coding region runs from base 119 to 3160 and encodes 1013 amino acids. The record is from RefSeq and is a predicted model, not a curated record. The transcript has 8 exons. NCBI's taxonomy places the organism in Eukaryota, Viridiplantae, Streptophyta, Magnoliopsida, Poales, Poaceae.